Effrenium voratum is the source of this 1381-nucleotide messenger RNA. NCBI's taxonomy places the organism in Eukaryota, Dinophyceae, Suessiales, Symbiodiniaceae. The record is from the annotation of a GenBank genome assembly.
UAUCUACUUCAUCCUAGGCGUUUUGCCUCGGGCUUGUCAUGCGCCCUGAUGGCAUCAACUCGCGGGGUCAGGCUGGCGGUGUUGGAGCUGGCGGUGUUGGAGCAGGUCCGACUGGUUCACGACCGUUCCAGGUGGAUGUCUUAGCCGACUGUUACAGGAAUGCAGCUUCCAACUUGCCAUUGUCUCCGGCAGGAUCUGCUACGUCCGGUGUUGCGUCAGCGGUGCAGGUUCAAUCGCAUGCCCGAGGUGCAGGUCAAUCUGGGCCCCUCUCUGAUUGCUCCACAGUACGGCAUGGACAGCUCAACACGACGGCCUGCGAGCCGUGGCCAGACUCUGAUCCAGAGAGCCCGGCUUGGCAAGAGACACAUCCGCGGAGCCUGCAGGAUGUUUUCGAGCUCCUGGACCAGAAGGAACGAGAGAUGAGCAUGAGUUUCUCCAAGAUGCGUGCACAGCUGUUGCAGUCAGUUUCAACACCAUUGAUUGGUCAUGCUGGCCCUGUGGCAGGAAAACAGGCUCUAACUGCCAGAUCUGAUGAGGUCACAGCUGGCUGGAGAGACUUUGGAACACCCUUCUACAGUGCUCUUGCUUUGCAACGCGAGCGUGAGAGAGAAAAUCACCAGCUCCGCGAAAAGAUCGCACUCCGACGCGUGGAGCUGCAGAGAUUGCAAGCAAAACUGGAGCACAUGCCUCACUUACCUGCUGGCCUCCAUGCUGGGACGUUGGGCUCAGCGGUGCUUACGAGCGAGUCAGAGACCUCACCGCUCUCAGGCGCCGUGGCUCUGAACCCUGCACCUGCUGCACGCCUCGCGCCACCGGACCCAGCCCUAACCUGGAAGCAUGGGCUCCAAGUGAGUCCCCAGCUGCCGCUGCCAAACACUCCACAUUUUCUGGCGGCUGCCAGCCCUCGGACGCCAAAGUCGCCCUUGCCGCUGGAUCUCGACGAGCGAGGCACUCCGCAGGGCACUCCGCAGGGCACUCCGCAGGACAUGCUGGACUUUGAGUUCAACAGCAUUCCGGCAAGCGCAGCAAGCUCCAAAGGUGAGACUCCAGGUGGCCAACUUCUCAACGAUGCUCUGAUGCAGUGGGCCAGCUCCUUGUCCAACAAGGAUUCUUCCCAGAAGCCUGCGGCGCAGCGCGGUGAACCUGCAACAGCCUCUGUUUCGCCCUCGCAGAUGCGCGCAGAAGGCAACCCUCAGAGCCUUUUGCCAUAGCUUCUGAAGGACUGAUGCCGACGCAAGAGGAUGCUUAGCUCACAGGCUGUUUGCAUGGCAGCUCGCGUUAUCAUUCGCAAUACUGCCUGUUCGUGCUGCAUCCUCCUCACACACUCAAGAUGCAGCAGUGCGCAGCGUUGAAUCGCACGAAGGUUGCAACGAGAGAAAGG